Homo sapiens (human) is the source of this 3475-nucleotide messenger RNA. RefSeq names its product zinc finger protein 630 (gene ZNF630). Gene Ontology annotation, biological process: regulation of DNA-templated transcription. The record is from RefSeq and is marked reviewed. The transcript has 5 exons. Gene Ontology annotation, cellular component: nucleus. Gene Ontology annotation, molecular function: DNA binding. The coding region runs from base 550 to 2523 and encodes 657 amino acids. NCBI's taxonomy places the organism in Eukaryota, Metazoa, Chordata, Mammalia, Primates, Hominidae.
CACUCACCCGGACAAGUCGCGGCCCUUCCAAGCCUCACACUGCUUUCGUAGGAUCAAUUCCGAAUACCCAAACUCGGAGAUAUCACGAGGACUCCCCCGGGCCCCCAAACGCACCUCUCCUCUGGCUGGAAUGGGAGCCUCCAGAAGCAGUGCGAGACCACGGCCAGCGACAGAGGUCCUGGCGCUGGCGGAAUGACGCCAUUUUUGUUACUGGUAGAGCUCGGCUUCGUGGCUGUUUCGGAGCCACCGAAAGAUAAGCUCCCUCGUCACCCUGACAUCUCUCCGGGAAGACUGGAAGGGAAAUGGCCUUUCGGGGGAUGUUGAACGCAUUUGGGCAGGCGGGGAGCCAAGCCCGGCUUGAGAGCAGAGCCGGGGACGAAGUUCCGGAAAUGGAAUUACCGAGUCAGAUGAGAAACACAAGUCAUCAAUGAAUUAACAAGCAACACAUUGUCACAUCCAGCUGUUGAAGAGUGGUUAACUCAGCUUGAUCUCCGAAGACUCUUCUGCACCCCACCCCGCCCCCAACUGCUUUCCAAAGAGAAACAGAAAAUGAUUGAGUCCCAGGAACCAGUGACAUUUGAGGAUGUGGCUGUGGACUUCACGCAGGAAGAGUGGCAGCAGUUGAAUCCUGCUCAGAAGACCCUGCAUAGGGAUGUGAUGCUGGAGACCUAUAAUCACCUGGUCUCCGUGGGGUGUUCAGGUAUAAAACCAGAUGUAAUCUUUAAGUUGGAACAUGGAAAGGACCCAUGGAUCAUAGAGAGUGAGUUGUCAAGGUGGAUCUACCCAGACAGAGUGAAAGGCCUUGAAUCUUCCCAGCAGAUCAUUUCUGGAGAACUUUUAUUUCAAAGGGAGAUACUAGAAAGAGCCCCAAAGGAUAAUUCAUUGUACUCUGUUUUAAAAAUCUGGCAUAUUGAUAAUCAGAUGGAUAGAUAUCAAGGAAAUCAAGACAGAGUUUUGAGGCAGGUCACAGUCAUCAGUCGUGAAACAUUGACUGAUGAGAUGGGUUCCAAGUACAGUGCAUUUGGGAAAAUGUUCAAUCGGUGCACAGACCUUGCUCCUUUAAGUCAAAAAUUCCAUAAGUUUGAUUCAUGUGAAAAUAGCUUGAAGUCUAAUUCAGACUUACUAAAUUAUAACAGGAGCUAUGCAAGAAAGAACCCCACUAAGAGAUUUAGAUGUGGGAGACCACCUAAGUAUAAUGCUUCCUGUUCUGUGCCUGAGAAGGAAGGCUUCAUUCAUACUGGAAUGGAGCCCUAUGGAGAUAGUCAAUGUGAAAAAGUUCUCAGUCAUAAGCAAGCCCAUGUUCAGUAUAAGAAAUUUCAAGCCAGAGAGAAACCCAAUGUUUGUAGUAUGUGUGGGAAAGCCUUUAUCAAGAAGUCACAGCUCAUUAUACAUCAAAGAAUUCAUACUGGAGAGAAACCAUAUGUAUGUGGAGAUUGUAGGAAAGCCUUCAGUGAGAAAUCACACCUCAUUGUGCAUCAGAGGAUUCAUACUGGGGAGAAACCCUAUGAAUGUACUAAGUAUGGAAGAGCAUUCUCCCGGAAGUCACCUUUCACUGUUCAUCAGAGAGUCCAUACUGGAGAGAAACCCUAUGAGUGUUUUGAGUGUCCAAAAGCUUUCUCCCAGAAGUCACAUCUAAUUAUACAUCAGAGAGUUCAUACCAGAGAGAAGCCCUUUGAAUGCAGUGAAUGCAGGAAAGCCUUCUGUGAGAUGUCUCACCUUUUUAUACACCAGAUAACUCAUACUGGGAAGAAGCCCUAUGAAUGUACUGAAUGUGGGAAGACCUUCCCUCGGAAAACACAGCUCAUUAUACAUCAGAGAACGCAUACUGGAGAGAAGCCCUAUAAGUGUGGUGAAUGUGGGAAAACUUUCUGCCAACAGUCCCACCUCAUAGGACAUCAAAGAAUUCAUACAGGAGAAAAACCUUAUGUGUGUACUGACUGUGGGAAGGCCUUUUCCCAGAAGUCACACCUCACUGGCCAUCAAAGACUUCAUACUGGAGAGAAACCUUAUAUGUGUACUGAAUGUGGAAAAUCCUUCUCUCAGAAAUCACCUCUUAUCAUACACCAGAGAAUUCAUACAGGGGAGAAACCUUAUCAGUGUGGUGAAUGUGGCAAAACCUUCUCCCAGAAAUCACUCCUCAUUAUUCAUCUGAGAGUUCACACAGGGGAGAAACCUUAUGAGUGUACUGAGUGUGGGAGGGCCUUUUCCCUGAAGUCACAUCUCAUUCUACAUCAGAGAGGUCAUACUGGAGAGAAACCCUAUGAAUGUAGUGAAUGUGGAAAGGCCUUCUGUGGAAAGUCUCCACUCAUUAUACAUCAGAAAACUCAUCCUAGGGAGAAAACCCCUGAAUGUGCUGAGUCUGGAAUGACUUUUUUCUGGAAAUCACAGAUGAUUACAUAUCAGAGAAGACACACUGGGGAGAAACCCUCCAGAUGCAGUGACUGUGGGAAGGCAUUCUGCCAGCAUGUAUACUUUACUGGGCAUCAGAAUCCAUAUAGGAAAGACACCUUGUAUAUAUGCUGAUUGUGGGAAGGCCUAUUCCCAGAAGUCAGUCCUCAUUGUCUAUGGGAAAACUCACAUUGAAUAGAAAUAGUGACAACUUCUCAACUGUAGAAUAGACUAAUAUGUUCCUCAGUAUACAUGAUUACCCUUCCACAGAAUGAUCUGCUUAGGCCCUCAGAAUAUUUUCAACAUCACAAAUAUGGAAUCAAUUUGCUCACCCUCAAACUGUCUCAGCCCUCUUCACAGAAUAAAUGUAUCUGGAAGAAUUAGCACUACUUUGGUGUUGUUUGGUCAUUAAAUGCUUUAUAGAAUUCUCUUGUGAAUUUAUUUGGGCAUGGUGCAUUAUUUGAAGGGUAUCUCUUUGUCAUCUUUCUCUAUUUUUUCCAUAUUUUUCUGUUUAGAUUAUAUAUGCAUUUAUGUAUUUAUUUAUUUUGAGAUGGAGUCUCGCUCUGUUACCCAGGCUGGAGUGCAGUGGCGUGAUCUUGGCUCACUGCAACCUCCACCUCCUAGGUUUGAGCGAUUGUCCUGCCUCGCCCUCUCGAGUAGCUGGGAUUAUAGGCAUGCACCACCAGGCCCGGCUAAUUUUUGUAUUUUUAGUAGAGAUGGGGUUUCACCAUGUUGGCAAGGCUGGUCUCGAACUCCUGACCUCAGGUGAUCCACCCACUUCGGCUUCCCAAAGUGCUGGGAUUACAGGCAUGAGCCACAGCACCUGACCUAUAUAUGCAUUUAGAUUGAGAUAUUGAUAUAUCAAUAUAUAGAUGUAGAAAUAUGGACUCUUUGUAAUUUUUAAAAAUCAUGUAUUUCCUCAAGGUUCUUAAUAUAUUUGCAUAAUUUUGGGUAAAGUAGUCUCAUGAUUAAUUUCCUUUAUAUCUGUGGUUAUUUCUCCAACAUAGUUCUCAUAGAGUGUAUUUGUGAUUUUUUCCCUCAAUUAGGUAAAUAAAUGCUAAUAUUUUAUUUCUUUUACUCUCCCUCA